Molecule: messenger RNA, 2983 nt
Organism: Doryrhamphus excisus (bluestripe pipefish)
Lineage: Eukaryota; Metazoa; Chordata; Actinopteri; Syngnathiformes; Syngnathidae
Gene: tmem175
Product: transmembrane protein 175
Molecular function (GO): proton channel activity; potassium channel activity
Source: RefSeq, a predicted model, not a curated record
GAGUGAAACUACUUCCUGCUAACGAUCGCUGCUUCCGUCACGCAUUUCCGCUUCCAGUAAAGCCCGCCCUUUCCGGUCAGCUGUCAAUCAGUUGUUUGCAAACAAAACAUCGUGUCGGCUUCAGCUCCUCUCAAGAUGGGCCGACACCACCACCACCACCGCGACGACGACACGGAGGAGGAGCACGCCGCUGUCGUCGAGCAGCAGGUCGGCGAGGACGCGGAGGGGCAGCCGGCGGCCUCCACGGAGAGUCUGGCCGCCUCGGAGAGCGAGCCCCUCGGCGGCACGCAGUCCUCCCACCGCUUGCUGGCCUUCAGCGACGCUCUCAUCUCCAUCAUUGCCACCGUCAUGAUUCUUCCUGUCGCUCACACCAAGAUGGAAAACGACGAGGAGUUGACGCAGAGCAUCCAGCUUCUUCUGACCACGAAGAUCUUGGUCUACCUGAUGACCUUCCUCAUCGUCACGGUGGCCUGGGCUGCUCACAUCAGGUUAUUCCAGGUGAUCGUGCGGAUCGACGACUGCGUGGCGUUGUUGAACCUGGCGUGCAUGAUGCUGAUCACCUUCCUGCCGUACACCUUCUCGCUGAUGGCCGCCUUUCCCUCCAACGUGCUGGGCAUCCUCCUGUUCUGCGGCUGCGUCAUGGUGAUGGGCGUCAUUCAGUCGGCGAUUGUGUCGUACGCCUUCAGUCGCCCGUUCCUCCUCAACCGGCACAUCCGGGAGUCGGAGAACCGCGCCUUCUACAAGCAUCACAUCCUCAAAGUCCUGCUGAGGGUUCCUCUCAUGUGCCUCUUCGCUAGCAUCUUCUCUUUCAUCCUCUUCCAGCUGUCGUACGCGUUGCUGGCGGUCGUCAUCUUCCUGCCGUACAUCUCGCAGUGCGUGAAGUGGUGUCGUGGCAAAGUCAUCGGUCCUUUGGAGGAGACUCCGGAUUCUGUGAUGUUCUACACGUACCUUCCCAGCGAGCCGCUCAGCAAGGAGCGCGUGGAGGCCUUCAGCGACGGCGUCUACGCCAUCGUGGCGACGCUCCUCAUCCUGGACAUUUGCGAAGACAACGUCCCCGACCCGAGCGCGGUCCAGAAGCGCUUUGGGGGCAGCCUGGUGGCCGCCCUGCAGGCCUACGGUCCCGAGUACCUGGCGUACUUCGGCUCCUUCGCCACGGUGGGUCUCUUGUGGUUCGUGCACCACUCGCUCUUCCUGCACGUCACCAAGGCGACGCGGCUGAUGGGCUUGAUGAACACGCUGUCGCUGGCCUUCGUGGGCGGCCUGCCGCUGGCCUACCAGCUGACGCACGAGUUCCCGCGCGAGUCCCGCAACGAGCUGGAGGCGGUCCAGACCAGCUGCGUCAUCGUCUUCUUCGCCGGCGUCUUCCAGUUAGCCAUCUGGGUGGUGGCGCUCCACGACGAGCGGGAGACGCUGCACCCCAGGGUGCGCUACGGCGGGCCGGAGCACGUCUUCAUGCUGGCCAAGCUGGCGCUCUACCCCUGCGUGGCGCUCGGGACCUUCUUCCUCACAUGCGUCCUGAGUCGCUUCAGCGUCACCAUCUUUCACCUGAUGGAGAUCAUCGUGCCUUUCGCCUUCCUGCUUUUGCGUCUGUUGGUGCGUGUCGCUUUAGCGCUGCUGCGGCUACUUUUUUGCCCCCGAGGGGGCGAGCCCGGGAACAUGGAGGAAGACGACGCGAGGGUGCCUUUCAACCCGUUGGUCACCUAGCUGGUGGUGAAGGGCGGGGUAGGUACACCCAAGUGAGACCUCUCGCGGUGAAAGCAGGAAGCGAUGGAAAAUCGGAUGUGUGCCGCCAAAGAUUCUUCCCGUCGUAAAGAGAAAAAAACAAACACGACACGCUUGGGUUCCGGUACCUGUCAUGUCAGCUCUCCAACUCGAGAUGGCGCUACUGCCACGUUAUUUCCGUCCAUAAACAGUACAUUUCCUGCCACAUGAAAGCACAUCCGCACUGAAGACAGCCACUUCCGGUCACAUUGCGUGCAUUUUUCACUAAAAAAACAAACAAGCGUAAUGUCAGAAAGAAAAGUGUUGAUACAGAUAACAUUUCAUAUAAUCUGCUUAGUCUUCUAUAACAAAAACCGACAAGUGUUUUUAAAACGCCAUGUUCGUGACACUAGCAAAACGAGCUAGCUAGCUAGCUAAAAAAAAAAAAGUUCGCCCUUUUUAUCUUGUUUUUUACCCAGACGGAACGUUGGAAGAUUGACGUUUUUAUUCGUCCUCCCGUCCAAUUAGAAGAGAAAUGAGUGAUAUCACUGACUGACAAAACAUCGCCAUAAAUAUCAAGUUGCACUUUUCCCGUUGUAUGACACGUCCACCGGUAGGGGUCACUGUUGAUUCGGCGAGCUAAAGAGACUCAAAAUAAUGCACUUUAAUUAAACGUAGUAUUUUCGCGUAUUUUGUCAUUUCCCCGUAAAUUUGCCUGUUUUAACUUUAAGCGUAAAAAUAUACAAAUCAGGUGGUUUGCAUCACAACCUGAUGUAGUUUGCACUAGCCACCGCUAGAUGUCGCGCUUACUUGUUAGCCAUGUCGUAGUACUUUCUUGUUUUUCUGGCUUGUGUCUGUUUUUUUUCCACUUCUUGUCGUUUUGUUGAGUUAUGAAAGGAAAAGUCUCCGCAUUUCGCCCAACACGUCCAAAUGACGGCUUUAUAUAGCAACUGUACAGUGUAGUUUACCCCUGGCGUCGCUGGGCGGCAGCCAUGUUGCUGUCUAUGGCACGAUAAAGGAACCGGAAGUAGUUCCGGCUGGAUAAAGAAACCGGAAGUAGUUCCGGCUAGUUGACCUGAUAGCGCCUUUGCUUUCUGGAACGCAUUCAUGCCAAGUUCUAUGUGUGUAUGUUUAUUUUAUUUGAUGUUCACUGCUUUUGUUGUUUGUAUAAGAUGAUUAAUAGUCGAUUUUAUGAAAUAUGUUCAUAAUCGCUGACUAACGGACCAUAAAGUCCUUUAUCUCGCACUUAAAUGUGUGGAAUAAAAAGCUGCAAGCGCCACGA